AUGCAUUUCAUAAACCAGACCACUGUCACUGAGAUUAUUCUCCUUGGAUUUCAGGAUCUACUACACUUCAAGACAUUAUUUUCAUUGUCCCUUCCUGUUUUUCUUUUUGUGACCGUAUGCGGAAAUAUUCUGAUUAUUUGGCUAGUGGCAUCUAACAGCAGUCUCCAGUCUCCCAUGUAUUUCUUCCUAACACAACUGUCCAUUUCUGAUUUACUUGUAACUGCAACCAUUGUCCCAGAAACCAUUUUUAUUAUAUUUAAUGAAGGUGGUACUAUGUCUUUUUCAGGUUGCCUUAUUCAGUAUUAUUUUUAUGCUUGCACUGUAGGCUGUGAAUGUUUUCUACUGUCCAUAAUGGCUUAUGACAGAUAUCUGGCCAUCUGUAACCCUCUGAGAUAUAGCUCUUUAAUGAAUGCUACGUUACGUGUUACAUUGGUUAUCAUCACUUGGCUAUUCAAUCUUUUCACAUCAUUAACUAUACUAAUAUCAGUAAUUCAACUUCAGUUUUGUGGCCCAAAUGUUAUUGAUCAUUUCUUUUGUGAUAUUUUCCCAUUAUUAGAUCUUUCUUGUUCAGACAUCAAGUUACUUGAAAUGGAAAUUCUUAUAUUGUGUGUACCAAUAAGUAUUACUCCACUCAUAAGUAUUAUAGUAUUUUAUGUAUGUAUUGUCCAGGCUGCCCUUAGGAUUUCCACCACAACUGGAAGAUCAAAAGUCUUCUCCACUUGCAGUUCCCACCUCACCGUGGUUUCCAUUUUCUUCGGCACUCUAACUGGAAUUUAUAUGAUUCCCACCAAAAAAAAAUAUUUGACUGCCAAUAAAAUUGCUUCCUUGUUAUAUACUGUGGUGACUCCUAUGAUUAACCCAAUCAUAUACAGUCUGAAGAACAAAGAUAUAAAGGAUGCCGUGAAGAAAAACAUUGUUAAAAUUAAUAAAUACAAUCAAAAUUGA
Messenger RNA from Pelobates fuscus (common spadefoot toad), 945 nucleotides. Its product is annotated as olfactory receptor 11L1-like. Lineage: Eukaryota; Metazoa; Chordata; Amphibia; Anura; Pelobatidae. The record is from RefSeq and is a predicted model, not a curated record. Gene Ontology annotation, biological process: G protein-coupled receptor signaling pathway. Gene Ontology annotation, cellular component: membrane. Gene Ontology annotation, molecular function: olfactory receptor activity; G protein-coupled receptor activity. Bases 1 to 945 code for a protein of 314 amino acids. The transcript has a single exon.